UAUUCCUUUUCAUUGGAUUAUUGCUUUCCAAGUAUGAAAAAGAAAUCCAAAGGCCUCUCUCCAGUUGUACAAACUAGGGAAGAAGUUGUGGAGCAUGUGAAGGCCCGCUUGCAGGAGGAGGGUCGAGAAGCACGGAAUCUUGUUGCUUAUUCCCUCCCCUUGCAAGGCUUCUCAUCUUCUUCUUCUUCUUCUUCAUCGUCCGUUGAUCAACUCAUGGCGGGAGGAGACCAGCACAAACAAGAGCUCAAGCCAGGAGCCAGAGGCAGCGAUGAACAGGCAUCUUCAUCCAGAACAUAUUUCAUAAACCCUAAUGUUGGUUACAGCUAUUCUGCUGAGAGUCCUUCAGGAUCUUCUCGGCUACUGCCUCAUUCCAUCCCUGAGUGUCCAUCUGAAGACCCUACCUAUGAUUCAAAUAAUGAAGAAAUGUCUAAGUGCACUGGAGCUUCAGCUUCUCUCCCUCCUCUUUCUCCAACUUCUCAAGCCUCACGUACGCCUUUGCUGUCUCCAACUUCAUCAGUGAUGUCAUCUGAGAGUCUCCCGCGCAAUCACAGACUUAAAGUUCAUGAUGUUGGAAUGGGAGAAUCUUCUCUCUCUAGAAGAGGCUCCACGAAGCAGGAGAAACGAUCAAGAUCUGUUUCAGCUGGACGAAAUCCUCAUCAAUGCUUGCGUGCUCGGCACUGGGGGUUCCUUUUUCGCAACCUCCAGCAAGCUGUUGACCAGAUUUACCAGACCUGUGAGACUGACGAGUCUGUCAUCGAAUGCAGAGAAGCCAUUUUGAUGCUUGAGCGUUACACAAAAGACUUCCGUAAGCUCAUCGAGUGGCUGCAGAUCAAGUGGGAGUAUGAGAACACGCCUCCCCCACAGCGACCAACCUCACUCGCCUGGGAGGUCAGGACGCGGUCACAAACAAAGGAACCAAGGCCUCUAACUUUGAAGGAUGUCCGACGAGCGCUUAACUUUGACUUGGUGAGACAAGCUUCAUCGGGCAAUGCAAGCGACAGCAACUCUAACAGAUCUUUGUCUACAAGUAUUGCAGACAUGACCAAAGUCCAUCAACUGGCUGCUGAACUUGCAGCUGAUCUAUCCCUUUCCAACAGACUAAAUCUCGCUGCUAAAGUGGAUAAAGUUUUAUCUGACCACACUAGCUUGGAAAAUUCACCUGGAGCGAGACUGGAAUCUGCAUUUUCUGACCUUGUCUUGGAAGACGUUGGAGUUAGCGAUGAUGGAACCUCGGAUUCCAAGUCAAAAGUUCACAAAACUGAUAAAAAUUCAACUGUAUUCAACGAGAAACCAAAGUCACCGAAGCAGAAGUCUCCCAAAAUAAAUACUGGAACUUCAGGGAAAGUUAGCAGUUCGAGUCAGAAUGACAUAAUAAUUAACAAAUCAACGUCUGAAGGUAUCUUUAAGGUGCCUGCCUUGCCGAAAAAAUCGAAUAAACUCAAAUCCAAAACGUCUGAGUCCAAAAACAACAUUCCAACUUCUCAAACUCAAUUUAUUUCUGCUGAAGAAGGCACGAAAAACGUUCCCGUAUCGUUUCCUGUCGAGAACCGAAAAACUGGAGAUUCUCUUGCAUCGAACACCGAUAUAAAUGGAAAACUUAAACUUCAUCCCACUGCUGAUAUUAUUGGUACAAACGAUACAGCGACGGUAACAUCUGGUAUUUUAGAAGCUCGGGAGGAUAUGUCUUCGACUAUCAGUAAAGAUCCGACUGUCAGAAAAGAUCCGACUGUCAGUAAAGAUGUCGGAGAAAAAGAAUGCAAUAUUCAAGCUCCUAAGGUUGUUUCAAAAAAUAUUCUAUCUUCAAAUGAAUAUUGUUCUGCAGGAAAUGAAAAAGUAACUAACGAAGCUCCCAAAGAAGAUUCUGCCUGCAAAUCGAUUAAAGAAUCUAAACAAGUCAGUGUUUCAAAAAGUGAAACCACGUCUCCUACAUCGGAAGUUUUGCAAUGUGAACCGAAUCCCUCAGACACUUCAGCGCAAAGGAUAGAAGCCACUACUUCUCAGUUAGAAACGCGUGAAAAACUUGCUGUUGGUCGUGAUACAGUAGUUGAAGUAGGAACCAAGGUAAAGGCCUCUUUGCCAGGCGAACCCAAAAGUAAUUCUAUAGUGGAUUCUAAAAUCAACACUAGCUUGGAUACUGUUACAAAAUCCGUAUUGUCUACCAAAACUGAAAAUAGAGCAACCGGUUCCAGCAGCCGAAUGGAAAACAAGAUCAAUUCUUCAUCCAAACAAGAUAUGAAAAAUUCCAGUAAACCUGAAUCAAACUCUUCAUCAAAACAAGAUGUGAAAAAUUCCAGUAAACCUGAAUCAAAUUCUGCAUCAAAACAAGAUAUGAAAAAUUCCAGUAAACCUGAAUCAAAUUCUUCAUCAAAACCAGAUGUGAAAAAUACUAGUAAGCCUGAAUCAAAUUCUUUAUCAAAACAAGAUGUGAAAAAUACUAGUAAACCUGAAUUAAAUUCUUCAUCAAAACCAGAUUUGAAAAAUUCCAGUAAACCGGAAUCAAAUUCUUCAUCAAAACAAGACAUGAAAAAUACCAGUAAACCUGAAUCAAAGGCAAACAGUGCUGUCAAAACUGACAAUAAAUGUCCCUCAAAAUCAGAGGCCCGAAAUAUCUCUGUCACCAAAUCAGAAUUCCGUGUUGCCGUGAACAGCAAAACUGAGGCUAAAAAAGACGGCGCUGAAGUGAAGAAAAACAUUAGUGAAGCGUCGACGUCUGUUAACGCAUCCAACAAACUAGCCGUCGGCAAAACUCCUGUUGUUACAAUGAACAAGGCGUGGCAGGUUCGCCAGGCCUUCAACCAGAGUCGCGCUCCCGUCAAGCAGCUACCACAGCCUGCCGGGAUAAGCAGCCUGGGCGCCCCCCACCGCUACAGUUCACCCAUGCACCCUCAGCCGUGGCUGUCUGGCUCAGCGGCUUCCUAUUCUGCCCACAUCAGACUCAGGGGAAACCCUCAGCAGCAGCCUGGGCGAGCUCGUCGUGGUGGCGGCGGCGGGGGCGGUGGUGAUGCCUUCACGCGACGCCCCGACAGAUAUGAAGUCCCAGAGAACGCCGCCCUUGUCCGCUCGCACACCACUCUAGGCACCUGCACGUCAGGCCGAUCUCACGGGGGGCGACAGACCGACUACCGCAGGAGUGUGGGCGACGCGCCUGCUGGCCACGGGACAUCUCUGCAGCCUUCGUGGGCGGACCGUGUGAGAGGACCGAGUGCUUCGUCGCCUUCGUCCAUCGUCCCGACCACCCCCUCGUCCUCUGCAUCCACCACCUCACUCCUCUCCUCACAAGGUCAGUGA
Messenger RNA from Hyalella azteca, 3288 nucleotides. RefSeq names its product microtubule-associated protein futsch-like. The record is from RefSeq and is a predicted model, not a curated record. The transcript has 9 exons. Bases 34 to 3288 code for a protein of 1084 amino acids. NCBI's taxonomy places the organism in Eukaryota, Metazoa, Arthropoda, Malacostraca, Amphipoda, Hyalellidae.